UUGCUAACUUUCCAGUAACUUUGUUUCUGGCUACUUCAAGGGACCAUCGUGAAACUUGCAGACGCCAGGAGAGGGAGUGUUAGCUAUGCACAGCCAUUCGCUGACUGGGCCACUUUAAGUGAAAUGGGGAAGCCUUGAAACCUCCAUGUUUGUAUCUUGAAAUUGCGAGCGGAGUCGAGCACCAUAUUGAAUCAAAGUUGCCGUCUCCAUGACAAAUGUUGUCUUAGUUUCCCACUUCAAACUUUAGCGGGUAGACUAUCAUAGCGGACUACAACACCCGAAGUAGCUGUAGGCGACUUGUUGCGAUGUUUCCCCGCGCGCUUCGGCUCCGUUGUCGUGCAUGUUAAGUUGGUUUAAUGCACGGAGUCAGCCAACAAUCUCUAACUUGAAAGUGUGAGAGCAGCACUCUGGACCAGACCUGGAUGUGAUGGACACUCCGUCCUCCAUAAUCACCCAAGUCAGCCGGGAUGAAGAGGGAACCAAAGCCACGGAAGAAAGGGGUUCUUCCCCCUCUCUGUCCUCCAAGAAGCCCAGGGGCAGAGGCCUCUUCUCCAGCCUGUUCUGCUGCCUGCGUCGAGACCAGCCUGAACCCCCACCAGUCAACAACAACGCCCCUCUGCUGGUCGAGGAGAACGGAACCGUCUCCAAGAACCAGGUGAAGCCACUGCUUCCUCCAGCAAAGUCAAAAUACUCCGGGAAGACCUGCGUGGUUAUAGAUCUGGAUGAGACGUUAGUCCACAGCUCCUUUAAGCCUGUUAACAAUGCAGAUUUCAUUAUUCCUGUGGAGAUAGAUGGAACAGUACACCAGGUGUAUGUCCUGAAGCGGCCUCAUGUCGACGAGUUCCUGAAGAGAAUGGGAGAACUGUUUGAGUGCGUCCUGUUCACUGCCAGUUUAGCUAAGUAUGCAGACCCCGUCUCCGACCUCCUGGACAAGUGGGGCGCUUUCCGCUCCCGCCUGUUCCGGGAGUCCUGCGUCUUCUACCGAGGUAAUUACGUCAAGGACCUGAGUCGCCUGGGCCGCGAUCUGAACAAGGUCAUCAUCGUGGACAACUCCCCCGCCUCCUACAUCUUCCACCCUGACAACGCAGUGCCUGUGGCCUCGUGGUUCGACGACAUGUCCGACACCGAGCUGCUGGACCUCAUCCCCUUCUUCGAGAAGCUGAGCAAAGUGGACAAUGUCUACACAGUCCUCAAGCAGCAAGGGGCCGCGAGCUAACAGCGUUCCACUUCUCAUCUCCGCCCUGAACAAAACGGCUAUACCCCACACCAGCGAGGCUCCGGCACCGGCUAUCACUGCCCACCAGAACACAGACUGCUUCACAGCUGACUGAGCUUUUACCUUCCCAGUAUCAAACCAAGAUCACGUUUAGGGACUUUGAUGGCAGCAUCACUGCCACCACCUGGUCAAACACAAAACCCCCUAUCAGCCUACCAUGAACCAGCUGAUGUGGAUGGAUGGAUGGAUGGAUGGAUGGAUGGAUUUAGUUUAAGGACGUUUCCGCAGUGUCCCAGAACUUGCAGUUAACAAAGCAGCAGUCUGGAGCCAUGAAUCGUGGGUACUGGACUUCUCAUGGAUUCAUCAGUCUGUUCCUGCAAACGAUGCAGGAAUCAAGCGGAAAGGACUUUUUGGAAAGAUUUACAUGUAAGGAAACUCGACCAGCGUUGUCAUUUCGUCACUGAAAGAAGAACGGUGUAUACGUACUGUUAGAUGUCUUUUUUUUUAACAUUUAGGAAUGCCAUCAUCUUUGUCACACACACACCGUAAUUUUGUGAAUUAUCUAUCACACUAUUUGUCUGCAGUCAAAGCAUGUGUGACCCUCGGCUGUCAUUUUAGAGUUUUUAGAGUGACGUGAUCAUGUAUUUUUCAAUAAUCAUGACAGCGUUAUGAAUGAAUCUGAUCAGAAAAAGUUGUGAUCAGGAGUUGUUAAAUUUACUAAUA
Molecule: messenger RNA, 1939 nt
Organism: Etheostoma spectabile (orangethroat darter)
Lineage: Eukaryota; Metazoa; Chordata; Actinopteri; Perciformes; Percidae
Product: carboxy-terminal domain RNA polymerase II polypeptide A small phosphatase 1
Exons: 7
Coding region: 428-1216 (262 amino acids)
Molecular function (GO): RNA polymerase II CTD heptapeptide repeat phosphatase activity
Source: RefSeq, a predicted model, not a curated record